Molecule: messenger RNA, 723 nt
Organism: Didymodactylos carnosus
Lineage: Eukaryota; Metazoa; Rotifera; Eurotatoria; Philodinida; Philodinidae
Source: the annotation of a GenBank genome assembly
AUGAGUAAAUCAACAAAGAAACGUAAACAAUCAAGGAUUCGUCAAUUGAAGAAAAAAUCCCCAUCGUCAAAAUCAGAGCUUAUCAAUGAAACAGACGAAAAAGAUAACAAUAAUGGAGUACAACAAUGUCUUGUUUGUUAUGAAUAUAAAAAUUCCAUUCAUCAUUUACCAUGUUGUAAUAAUUAUGUAUGUGAUUUAUGUCUAUUCUCCUAUUUCAAGAUAAAUAUGGACAAUGAGAAAUUAUUUUGUAUAUCAUGUGAUCAUAUAUUAAGUAAAAAGGAAAUAAUCAUAUAUUUGAAGAAUAAUUUAGAUUUAAUUAAAAAAUAUAAACAACGAAUCGGUUGUCCUAAAUGUUAUUCAUGGCAAAUCAAAUUAGAAAAAAAAUAUUUAUUUUUUGAAUCAAAUCAUUCAAUAUGUCAAUCAUGUUCGUAUGAAUGGUGUAAACAAUGUCGUUCAGCAUCGCAUCAAAAUAUGUCGUGUUAUGAAUAUCAACAAGGUGAUAUAUUAAUAAGAAACUGGGCAAAACAAAAAGAUAAACAUAAUGGGAAUCAGUAUAAUGCACAUCCAUGUCCAAAGUGUGGUAUUUAUAUACAACGAACAAGCGGAUGUCAACAUAUACAAUGCUCACAAUGUCGAUGUUCUUUUUGUUACAAUUGUGGAAAACGACGUAGAACAAUAAUAUUUCUUGGAAAUCAUGACAACACACUAAGUCCAUUAGGUUAG